Molecule: messenger RNA, 6840 nt
Organism: Blastomyces dermatitidis ER-3
Lineage: Eukaryota; Fungi; Ascomycota; Eurotiomycetes; Onygenales; Ajellomycetaceae
Product: DNA replication ATP-dependent helicase Dna2
Exons: 5
Coding region: 187-5241 (1684 amino acids)
Biological process (GO): replication fork reversal
Cellular component (GO): cytoplasm
Molecular function (GO): single-stranded DNA helicase activity; 5'-flap endonuclease activity
Source: RefSeq, a predicted model, not a curated record
AAAUCAACAGCCUCACUGCCCCUCAGUUAUACUGCGCAGCACCUUUUCAACUACUUGUUUAUACAACGUUCCAACCGCGAGUAACUUUGAAUGGCGUCUAUCUCCCGUUAGAUAGCCUGUCUUCCCUUCAAGGGAGACAACGCGCCCAACAAACCCCGUUUCGAGAACCGAGCAAAUGCCUCUAUAAUGCCUAGCGAUGCUUUCGUGAUAUCAUCAAAAUCAAGAAUAAAGUUAAAUACGUUUCGUUAUGCCCCAGCUGUACCACAGUAUUCUCACAACAUGCCAACGGUCGACCAAAAUUGCGACGAUUCCGGUUCGAUGGAUAAGGAAAAUGCGGAGAUGAAAGCUCGUAUGGGAGAAGGCGACAUACCAGUGCCUACUCCACAGUCGAGUGGAACGAAAUGCCGAGAGGUUCAGCCGGAGAAGAAAUCGCCUCAAACACCGGCACAUAGAAUUCCCCUAGCUGAUCUGAUUAGCAAUACAGAGGACGCUUUCAGCAGAGCCCCGGGAAGGGUUAUCAGUCCCGAAGACCAUGUGUUUUGGAAGCAUGAGCCGUGCAACACAGAUCCUAGAGACGCCUCAGGCUCACCCAUUACAAGAGGCCAAAAGCGCUAUCGAAGCGCAUCACCGACCAGCUCCCCUCUAGGAGCAGAUUCGAAACACAUUAUGUCGAGCCCCCAGCCCUUACCGAAGUUCGUGAGAACGCCCCAGCACGAUAUUGCCGCGGACCUCUGGAGUAAAUACAUCGGGAAAAGCACAGGAAACCCCGGUGGUGAUGCUCCAAAACCUCAGUUCGCUCAUCUCGUCUCAUCCUCACCACGAACCCCCACGGCCGCUCGAGCGGGUAGAGAUUUGUCGACGCUUCGCAGAUCAAACAGUUGUAAUGUCUACUGGCCGACAUCUAAUACUAAAAGAAGAAGAGUUGACAAUGAACAGCAGGCUGUAAAGAGAGUUCGGGACAUUUUUGCUGGAUCGCGAAGCUCGCUUCUUGGUGAUGGCACCUCAAAGUCCUCUAAAAUCAGCCUCUUGGUGGGGAAAAUACAAGAAACCCUCUUGAAAUCGCCGAGGGGAGAAAUAUCAGGCCCGUCUAGCUCCACUCCUUUGCCGGAACGGCCUGAUAAUAUAGCGGAAUUCUCUGGCUCACCGCCAAAACCUAGGAACGAGAAUGAAAACAAUCCAAUUGAUACCCCUUCUAAGUGCUCAAGAAGAGUGAUGGCCAAUGAUGCCGUUUACAAUGACACUAUGUACACCAUACAAGACUUGAAUGCAACGUUGUCCGAGUUUGACGAUGAUGGACUAGAUGAUGAUUUCCUUGAAUUUGCUGGAAAGGCUGACAAUCAACAUAAACCCAUAUAUUCCGAAGUUGGUCCGCUUCCUGACGCUGUACAGGAGGAAAGGCUUACGGGAGUUUUAUAUACGGCGCACGCCAAACCUGAUCGUCCUAGGACCGGUUCCAUCAACAAGAACGAUAAACAACCCACGCUGCCAACUUCACACGCCCAUACAAAUUCCGAAGAGGUUGAUGAAUUUAAUGACAGCGAUGACGAAUUUCCUGAAGCAAUGGAAGAAGUUCUAGCCCGUUAUGACUUGAAAGAACAGACGAACGCAGGCAAAAAACCAAACGCUAUUUUAGCAGAACCGCCCGCCCCUUCCUUCGGAAUAGCAGCCGUAAGGAAGACUGAACCAAAGACCCCUUCUUUGGACGGAGCGAUAUCUUCCUCCGGUGAUGAAUUCGAUGAGGACAUCGAUUUGGAGUCCAUUGAAGCAGCAAUGCAAAAGGUUGCUGGUAUCAACGGUUCGAGUCAUAACCGUAAAUCAAGACAGACUAUUGAACGGCAUCUUAUUAUAGACUCGGCAGAAAAUACGUAUCUAAAUUCCAAAGGCCAAUCAAAGCCUCAAAAAGUACUAUUUGUGCAAGAGGAGAAAACGAAUAACAAUCGAACUAUCACUUUACGGGAGUCAUGGUAUGAUACGCCAUGCUCAAAGGGAUCUUAUAUCCACCUCAUCGGAAGCUUCGAUCAUAUGGGACGAUGCCUGGUGGACAAUUCUGACAAUAUGAUAAUCCUUCACCCAGACCAUCUAAUCUCUGCAACGGUGGUGGCGGACUCGUUUACCUGCCCCCGCCGUGCUGUUCUCCAAGACCGCGUUAAGGCUACUAGCGAAGCCAACAAACCUCAAGUGUAUGGUCAUAUCCUUCACGAAAUAUUCCAAGCAGCCGCGAGCGCAAAUCGCUGGGAUCAAAGCUGGCUGCGUGAAAUUAUUUCGCGCACAUUAGAGCACUAUGUGGAGAGUUUGUAUGAGAUCCAAGUCGAAGUUUCUGAAGCUACUGAGUAUUUAAUGAGCAAAAUACCUGCUCUAAGCUCGUGGGCGGACAUCUUCAUGCGAUCACGCCCUACGAUCGAGUCAAUUACGGAAGACAGGAGUGGCACUACUUCGUGUCUAAGCAUCAACAAGCUUCUUGAAGUUGAGGAGCAUAUCUGGUCUCCUAUGUACGGAUUGAAAGGCAAUGUCGAUGCGACUGUGCAAGUGGCCGUCCAGGAAGGGACAGAGAAAAAGACGCUAACUGUCCCAUUCGAGUUGAAAACGGGACGGAACAAUUCCAAUGAGGCUCACAGGGCGCAAACGGCAUUGUACACCUUGCUUGUUUCCGAUCGAUAUGAUAUCGAUGUGACCUUUGGAAUACUCUUCUAUCUCGAAGCAACCAAAACUUUCCGAGUUCGAGCUAUCCGAAGCGAAAUCCGCCAAAUGAUACAGCAGCGUAACCGUCUCGCUGAGUUCAUAUGUAAAAAAUCAGACUUACCUCCAAUGCUUAAAAAGGCACGGAUAUGCAACCAGUGCUACGCCAAAGAUGCAUGUUUCAUCUACCACAAAGUCAUGGAUGACGGAGAUGAUGAGAGCAGCGGAAUGGGAACUAGUUUCAUUGAGAUUGUCGGACAUCUUACACCCUCCCACCAAAACUUCUUCAAGAAAUGGGACGCUCUUUUGACUAUGGAAGAGCGAGAUAUCCUUAAAUUCCGACGGGAAUUGUGGACCAUGUUGAGUAACGAACGCGAGGGUGUUGGCCGCUGCUUCGGUAACGUUAUGGUCGAACCGGGGUCCGCUUAUGAAGAGACCGGUGUACCGAAAAUUAAUCGAUUUAGGUAUACAUUUUUCAAACACCAACCACCUUCAAACUUCUCCUUUGGGGACUCACAGCUUAGUGUUGGAGAACCCAUCGUUGUCUCUGACGAAAAGGGUCAUUUCGCACUCGCCAACGGCUAUGUCACCCAUAUUAGUCGUACGCGAAUCUCGGUCGCAGUUGACCGGCGGCUCCAUAAUGCCCGAACGAGAUGUUCGAACUUUGAUGCAGAUCGACAUCAAUCCUUUACAGGUGUUAUGGAAAUUGUUGAAACUGGCGGAUCUGAAUCUACCGUUUUUCCUGAAAAGGCCGAAGACACGACUCUUUACCGCCUAGACAAGGACGAAUUCAGCAAUGGCAUGGCGACUGUCCGAAACAAUCUUGUUUGUAUGAUGGAUAGAAACACCUUCCAAGCUAGGCGGCUCAGGGAUUUGAUUAUUGAUGGCCACAUUCCUUUAUUCAAGCCGACCUCUUCAUCAGCCAUACCAUGCCUCCCUGAGACAGAGCUAAAUAUCGACCAAGAGCAAGCUAUCAAGAAAGUGAUGAGUGCAAAUGAUUACGCUCUGAUCUUGGGGAUGCCAGGAACUGGAAAAACAACCACCAUAGCCCAUAUUAUACGGGCUCUUAUCUCUCAAGGGAAAAGCGUCCUUCUAACAUCUUACACUCAUACCGCUGUCGACAAUAUUUUGCUCAAAGUGAAGGACGACAAUAUUCGAACGCUAAGGCUGGGUGCCACAACCAAAAUCCAUCCAGAUGUCCAAAAGUUUGCUGAUUUGGCAGCAACUCCCAAAAAGACCAUAGAGGAGUUACGGGAUAUUUAUGAAAAUUCACGGAUCGUGGCAACCACAUGCUUGGGCAUUAACCACCCUAUUUUUAAUAGCCGCACCUUCGACUACUGUAUUGUUGAUGAGGCGUCCCAAAUAACUCUCCCGGUCUGUCUAGGUCCCAUUCGUAUGGCGAAAACGUUCAUCCUCGUUGGAGACCACUAUCAGCUACCUCCACUCGUUCAAGAUAAGGAAGCCCGGGAAAGUGGAUUGGAUGUAAGCUUAUUUAAGCUUCUCUGCGAUUUGCAACCGGCCUCAGUUGUCAACUUAGAGCACCAAUAUCGAAUGUGUGAAGAUAUAAUGCUCCUUUCAAACACCCUCAUCUACUCGGGACAUCUCAAGUGCGGAACCCCAGAAGUUGCUCAAAGUUACCUCAAAAUCCCGAAUCUCGGUAGGCUGAAACAACACCAUGUCGACUCAUUAUCGUUACCCCCCAACGUCAGAAAUUCCUGCCUGGGCUCCCGAUAUGGCCGCUGCUGGAUCCGCGAUCUGCUCGACCCUGUCGCUAGGACCCGACUUGUCAACACUGACCCCUUAGAGCCACAGGCGACUGAGUCAUCCAAGGGUUCCCGAAUCAUAAAUCCCAUCGAAGCUACGAUUUGCGCGCAACUCGUUGAAUCGUUCAUUUCUGUAGGUAUCCCAGCCGGGGAUAUCGGCGUCGUAACCCUCUACCGAAGCCAGUUAUCCCUCCUAAAACAAAACCUCCGCCACCACCCGGACCUAGAGAUGCACACAGCAGACCGCUUCCAGGGCCGUGAUAAAGAAAUCAUCAUCAUGAGUUGCGUCCGCAGCAACUCAGAGCGGAAUGUUGGUGAACUACUCCGGGAUUGGAGACGCGUGAACGUCGCGUUUACUCGGGCGAGAACCAAACUGCUUAUAGUUGGGAGCAAGAAUACGCUUCGUGAUGGCAAUGAACUACUAGGAAAUUUUGUCCAGCUUAUGGAUGCGAAAGCAUGGACAUAUGAUUUGCCGCGUACCGCUGUUGAGCAACAUGUUUUUGAAAAUGCGGAGAAUGGGCUAACACAGUUGAGCCCGCGGAAGGGCAUGGAAGUGAUGCGAUCGAAUUCACUGAGUCCUAAGAAGAGGAGCCCGACAAAGAAGAUCCCAAAAAAGAGAGUCACAUUUCAUGAUCAGAGUCCUUUGAAGGAUAAACAACGGAUCGCUUUGAGCCCAGUCAAGAAUAGACAGCCAUCCGCUGGCCAGAGGAGGCCGGAGAAAAUAGGAGGGAAACUCCUAGACGGUGCAAGGAUUGUAGCUACGAGACCGGUAUUGAUGGAUGUGCUGAAUGAUUUGAUGUAGUGUUUGCUUCCGGUUUAUUUACAUUUUUGGGUUGUGAUCAGUUUCUUUUUUGGUAUUAUCACCCUAAAUUUUGGGAUAAGUAUUAUCGGUACUUUGGAUGAUGAGUUCAGCUCGGAGUUAAUUCUUCGCUGUUAUUGCUUUCCAUGCCACUCUACCAAGGCACUUUUACAUAGAGGAACUUCCAUUUCCACUCUAUAAAUCAUUACAAUGUAUCAUUCAUGCCAAUCAAUUUUGACGGAUGUCUUUUUCUUCACCAUUUUGACUAUCAAGUCUGAUCUCAACUUUAGCUCAAUCAGCUAUGCGACGAGCCUCCCGCAUAUUCCCAGCAAAUAAACUGGUGCUGGGGCCGCUCUCUGGCCGUGGAAUUCUCUGAUGGUUGGUUUUUAGUAGGCACUUUGUUCAACGGCUGGAACAAUAUCGUGUAUCCGUCUUUGCUUUCGACCGCUUCCCUGCCUAGUGCGAAAGAUGUAAGAGCAAACCAGCCAUCAGGUUUCGAAGGACCAGGCGCGAAUUGCCGCCUAUUGAUCGCCAUUGAUUGUUAGUAAGUUUCUUAAGAAAGAUGUUUUCGUGAUAAAAUGAAAAUGUUCAGUAACCCGUUUCGGAGGCGAAGGCGGUCUGCCAGGACUUCAGACCUGCAACGUGAUCGACUACCAAAUGAACAGGUGGCAGAAUGAUGAAAUAAACCCACAAAGUGACUGCAAAUAGCUGCGUUAUCCACGCAGAAGGAAGCAAUCCUUUCCAGAAGAUCUUAACCAGCUCGACAGGCUGGCACUCAUCUUGGUUAGGAGGUGCGUAGCGGCUCAAAUAUGGGUCAAUGGUAUCGUUGACAUGCACGCGUGGAGAAUCGAGGACAACCAGGCCGAGCCAUUCCUGAACCUCGUCGCAAGUCUCGUGAAGGAAUUCCUUUCCAGUGUCUGUUUCGAGACCUGGUAAAUGUAGCGGUGGAACCAUGAUUGUCCCAAGAACAUUCACGUCCGGUGCACAUUGUAUAAUCUGGGGAUAGUGCUUUUUAAUCGGAGCGUCUGCAAGAGGAUUGUCAGGAUAAAGUUAACAAGGUAAAAAGGUAAAAAGUAAGGAAGGGGAGGGAAUAUUUUACCUUCUUCUGAGUAAGUUGGAGAUGGGGUUAAGUCGCAGAACAACCAAGUUACAGAUGUCGUUAAUACGUUCUUGAAAGCCCAUACGAUCCGCUCGAAGCCCUUUUUCCCGUGGAGCAUUGAUGGGAGUCGAAGAUUGAUUGCCACGGCUAGAUGUGUAAAAGCAUUAGCCGAUAGUUUCCGGUUGAAUAAAAGAAAUAAAUAAAUUACCGUAUCUUUCCUUUACGUGUUUUCUCCCACCACUCCGGAUUGGUUUUCCAUCAAGUCCGGCUCGCUCAAAUGAGUUCUUAUCCAACUCUAAUCGAAGAACUCCUGGAGAAAUAUGUUAGUAUGGCUAGUGCAUUGUGACUACAUAGCUAUAAGAGAGGGACAAUGACGUACCAUCUUUGAGGGUAUAAACAUUAUCCACGCCGCUCCUACCUUCUGAAAUCAAGAGGAUAUCACCUAUACACUGGCAUUAGAUAACAAAGCACUGGUCUGCAGGUUGAUAUUAAAUUCAAAUAAA